GUCUCCCUCCAAUGUUUACCAGGUGGUGCUGGUGACGGGCUGGGGACGACAACUGCACUUAUUAUACACAAGUCUCUGUUUACUAAAGACGAAAUCAUGGCAAACAAGCCACAGAAAAUGCCCAAAGUGGCCAAGGUAAAGGACAAAUCUCCUGCUGAGCUGCAGAUAACAGCAGAACAACUAUUGAGAGAAGCUAAGGAGCGAGAACUUGAAAUUGUGCCCCCUCCUCCACGGCAGAAGAUAUCAGAUCCAGAAGAACUUCAAGAAUAUCGCUUGAAGAAAAGACGAGCCUUUGAAGAUAACAUUCGUAAAAAUCGGGGAAGCAUUUCCAAUUGGAUUAAAUAUGCAAAGUGGGAGGAAGAGCAGCAAGAAAUUCGAAGAGCCAGGUCUGUGUAUGAGAGAGCUUUGGAUGUUGAACACAGAAAUAUUACAUUAUGGCUGAAGUAUGCUGAGAUGGAGAUGCGUAGCCGGCAGGUGAAUCAUUCUCGCAAUGUGUGGGACAGAGCGGUCACCAUCCUACCGAGAGCCAACCAAUUUUGGUACAAGUUUACUUACAUGGAGGAAAUGCUGAAGAACAUUGCUGGCUGCAGACAGGUAUUUGAGCGAUGGAUGGAGUGGGAGCCAGAUGAGCAGGCCUGGCUCACUUACAUUAAAUUUGAGCUACGUUAUAAAGAACUAGAUCGUGCAAGAGCAAUCUACGAACGCUUUGUUUAUGUUCAUCCCGAACCAAAAUAUUGGAUUAAAUAUGCUCAUUUUGAAGAGAAUCAUAGCUACAUUCAGAGUGCUCGGCGAGUGUAUGAACGUGCCAUUGAAUUCUAUGGCGAUGAUCACCUAGAGGAGAGUUUAUUUAUUGCCUUUGCUAAAUUUGAGGAAGGUCAGAAGGAACAUGAUCGAGCCCGAGUUAUUUAUAGGUACGCACUGGAUCAUAUGCCAAAAGAGAAGUGUUUGACUCUCUACAAUGAGUAUACACGACAUGAAAAGAAAUAUGGAGAUAAAUCAUCGAUUGAUGAUGUCAUUACCAGCAAGAGGAAAUUUCAGUAUGAAGAAGCAGUGACAGCCAAUCCUCAUGAUUAUGACACAUGGUUUGACUAUGCACGGAUGUUGGAGGCAGACGGCAAUGUGGAUCUCAUUAGAGAGACAUAUGAGAGAGCAAUAGCUUGUGUUCCGCCCUUAAAGGAGAAGAGACACUGGCGCCGCUACAUCUACCUUUGGAUUUAUUAUGCAGUGUUUGAAGAGCUCACUACCAAGGAUAUGGAGAGGGCACGGCAGGUGUACCAAAUGUGCCUUCGUCUAAUUCCACACAAGGUGUUUACCUUUGCUGAGAUUUGGCUACUCUAUGCUAAAUUUGAGAUUCGCCAGAAGGACCUAUCAGCAGCAAGAAAAGCAUUGGGUCAAGCUAUAGGAAUGUGUCCGAAGCACAAGAUUUUUCGUGGAUAUAUUGAUCUUGAAAUCAAAUUACGAGAAUUUGACCGUUGCCGUAAACUUUAUGAAAAGUGGGCUGAAUUUGAUCCAGAAAAUUGCAAAAUGUGGAUUCAGUUUGCAACUUUGGAGGCAAUGUUGAAUGAUGAUGAACGAGCAAGGGGCAUUUAUGAACUAUCAAUUGCACAACCACGCCUUGAUAUGCCGGAAUACAUGUGGAAGUCAUACAUAGAUUUUGAGGUAGAACAGGAAGAAUGGGACCAUGUAAGAAAUCUUUAUGAACGACUUUUGGAGCGUACACAUCAUGUGAAGGUUUGGAUUAGUUAUGCCAAAUGUGAACACUCGAUGCCUACUGAGGAUAAUGUUGUUCAUGCCCGGGCAGUGUUCCAAAGAGCAAAUCGUGCUCUUCGCUCGUGUCAAGAAAAGGAACAGCGGCUGAUGCUCCUUGAAGCUUGGAAAGACUUUGAAGAUGAAUUUGGAGAUAAAGAAAGUGAAGAGAAAGUUAAGAACCUGAUGCCCAGGAAGGUUACCCGUCGUCGACAGGUCACCACAGAUGAUGGGUCACAGACCCGCUGGGAAGAAUAUAUUGAUUACAUAUUCCCAGAUGAUGAAGCAGCCAAACCAUCACUGCUCUUGUUGGCAAAGGCUAAAGAAUGGGUCAAGAAGCAACAGGAGCAAAAGCAAGAUUCUGAAGAAGUCAGUUCUAAGGCAGACAAGCCAGGGUAUGAAGAAACACCGGAGUUUAAUCCUGAUUUGGAUCGUGAUGACAGUGAAGUAGACGUGGGUUCAUCUAGUAGUGAGUCAUCAAGUGAAAGUGAUCAAGAAGAGACAGCAAACAGAAACGGAAGAAAGAGAAAACUUGAAGAGAAAAGUAGUUGUGAUAAAAAAAUAAAAAAUAAACUUGAGAAAAGCAAAACAGAUAGUUCUAACACUAGUGAUGAAGAAAAUGAGGGAUCAAAAAAGAGAGAGAAGAAAAGAAGUACCAGUACUUCCAGCUUAAGUGAUGGAGAGCGGCCAGCAAAAACAAAAAGGGAUAGUAAAAGAAAAUCUUCAACAAGUUCAAGCAGCUCUUCUGACGGAGAGCGACCAACAAAAACAAAACGGGAUAGUAAAAGAAAAUCCUCGACAAGUUCUUCCAGCUCUUCCGAUGGAGACCGACCAACAAAAACAAAAAGGGAUAGUAAAAGAAAAUCAUCAACAAGUUCAUCCAGCUCUUCCGAUGGAGACCGACCAACAAAAACAAAAAGGGAUAGUAAAAAAAAAUCCUCAAGUUCAUCCAGCUCUUCCGAUGGAGAACAACCAACAAAAACAAAAAGGGAUAGUAAAAGAAAAUCCUCAAGUUCUUCCAGCUCUUCUGAUGAAGAUGAGAAAAAGUUGGCAAAGAAAAGAUCAAAGAGGGGCAGGUCUUCCAGUGAUAGUAAUUAGGAAGAAAAUAAGCAUUAAAUGGGGAAGCAGAAGGAACUGUAUAAAGGCAUGAUGUGCUCCUGGAGUGCAUGGAGCAGGCAUUAAACUAAUGAUGAAAGUGUUGACUCGGUUCAUAUUCCAAGAAAAUACUUUUAAUUGUGGAAAGAGGUAACACUGAGUGUUAUAGAAUAACAGGAUAUAAUGUUGCUUACUUACUUGUCAGUCUAUUUAUUUGCUUAAAAUUUUAUGAUCUUGUAUAUCUUUUCUUUACAUAAAAAUUAAGUCAUAGGAUGCUAAUGGGUUUCCCUUUUGCUUAAUUUUUACCAAGCAAAAGCUGUAUUUUUCUUGGCGUGAUGGGAAAAGAUAGUUAAAGAUAUUAGUGGUGCCUCAUUUCCUGUAAUACCUUUUAUUCUUAGUGUCCAUAGAUACUAAGUAUCUAUGGAUAUACUUACAGCUAGCUAGGAAAGCUAGCAUAUACCUUCAACAAUGUUCUAGCAAAAAUUUAACAGAUGUGGCUCCACCUUUAAUUCGUGUCUUGUUAACUAAUUGCUUUAAUUCAGUUGUGUUCAGUCAUGUACAUUGUUCACAGGCUUAUAACAUUUUCUUUCAUACUUUAUCUACCCAUCAUUUUCAGGUUAUUAUUCAGAGCAUUGUGUAGGUGGGACCAUUGCUCUAUAUUCAUAUGCUUGUUAUUGAAGAGAAAAAAGUAGUAAUUUGUAGCACCAGAAAGUGCUGGCUUUGAUAAUGAGGUAUUUGUACUGUAUGUGCAGAAAAUAUUAAAUGUUGUAGAUUAAGAGGAAUGGAGUAGGCCUGGAAAAAUUGUCGGAAAGCAUGGAACGAUAGUGAUAUGCCAGUGGAUUGGGAAGAAAGAAUAAGGAUUAUUGUAAGAAUUGCAAGAGGUAUUUGUUAGUACUAAGUGAUGCAGUUAAGUUACUAAGUUACCAAGCAAAGUGAUCACAAGAUUAAUUAAAUCCAGGAAAUUAUUGAGAGACUGAUUACUGAUGAACAAGUUGGGUUUGACUGUGGAAAAGGGUGUAAUCAAAUAUUAGUAUUGAUACAAUUUAUAGAGAAGGCAUAUGGGAAUGAUUGUAAGUUAUAUAUACAAAGCUAUUGACCGAAAAAAAAAGCAAAAACGUUUAUAAAAAGGGACUUUGGGGGGAGUGAAGAGCAUGUAUGGAUUUGGCAGGUGUAUGUCAGGGUUGUCAUGUCACCCUGAUUAUUCAGUAUAUACAUGGUGAACUAUGCCUGGCCAGAGGAAGCUGGUGGAGGCCCAUGGGAAUUCUGAUGUGCAAGUCUAUCAUCGGAACCAGGAAACCUACUUCAGGAAAGUGGAAAGCUGUGUAAGGUAAUGCAAGUAUGUAGUAAUGAGAUGAAAUGAACAACUAUUUAGGGAUUAUAUAAUUGUUCUGAUAAAAUAGAAUGUGAUAACUCAUUGAAGGAAUUGAAAUUUACUCAGUAAUUUGAUGCUUAUUGCUCUCAGAGAGCAUUCUGAAAUGCUCUCAGAAUUGCACAUCACCACUCCAAGCAAGGGUUAAGGUCAUCUAACCAACUACAGUAUUAAUAUUCAUGGUAGUUGAAUGCACUAUACCUGACCUUGACAGAUAAGCACAUUCAAGUCUGAGAAUUUACAAUUUAACUGGAAACAAAAUUACAAUUGAAGCCAUUAUGUACUGUUUUAAAAUGUGCAAAGAACUAAUCUACCCUUUCUUGCUUCUUCACCAACAUCACUGUAUAUUUUGGAUUACUCCACAAUAAAAUUGUAGAUAAAUUGGUAAUUGCAAUCAUACCACAACACUUGACAAUUAAUCCAUGAAAUGACACAGAAUGGUGCCCUUCUGCUUUGUGUAAAUAUUGUAAGUACCUGUAGUGUAAAUACAUAGUAUGUUUUUUGUAUUUUAAUAGUUAAAAUAUGAAUGAUUAUGUUCAAUGAGAAAUUUUGGUGAAAGCAUAUUUUUGUUCAUAUAAAAACCUAUACAGUU
Procambarus clarkii (red swamp crayfish) is the source of this 4802-nucleotide messenger RNA. Its product is annotated as crooked neck-like protein 1. Gene Ontology annotation, molecular function: protein binding. Gene Ontology annotation, biological process: spliceosomal complex assembly; mRNA splicing, via spliceosome. Lineage: Eukaryota; Metazoa; Arthropoda; Malacostraca; Decapoda; Cambaridae. The record is from RefSeq and is a predicted model, not a curated record. Gene Ontology annotation, cellular component: precatalytic spliceosome; Prp19 complex; U2-type catalytic step 2 spliceosome.